Molecule: messenger RNA, 7112 nt
Organism: Astyanax mexicanus (Mexican tetra)
Lineage: Eukaryota; Metazoa; Chordata; Actinopteri; Characiformes; Acestrorhamphidae
Product: shaker-related potassium channel tsha2
Exons: 2
Coding region: 416-1888 (490 amino acids)
Biological process (GO): protein homooligomerization; potassium ion transmembrane transport
Cellular component (GO): voltage-gated potassium channel complex; membrane
Molecular function (GO): delayed rectifier potassium channel activity; protein binding
Source: RefSeq, a predicted model, not a curated record
GACAGCCCGCGUGCGGAGGGAGGGAAACGAGGGUGGGAGUAGAAGAGCGAGAGUGAAAGAGAGAGAGAAAGAAGGAGCAAAGAAAGAAAGAAGGAAAGAAAACAAAAGAAAAACCAAGCAGCAACAGAAAGCGGUGGAAAAAGCGCGCGUGCCACCUGUGAAGGAGUAAAGAAUGCGCAAGAGACGGACAACAAGAGCAACAACAACACGCGCGCGAAAGCGAGAGUGACGCGCGAGACACAGAGAGAGUGAGACGCGCGCAACAGACCCCUCGGAUUUACCGGUUGUUUGCCCCCCUCACGAAAGGGAGCGCACGCAGGGAUAAAGGCGAGGCGCUGUGAGGGUUCUCUAGUCCAGGCGCGCCGGUGCGCCUUGCCCUCAAGGGGGUGGGGAGGGGAGGGGGGGGGUCACAAAGAUGACCGUGGUGCCCGCGGAGAACCUCGACGAGACCGUGGCACUUGCUGCCCUGUCCCCAGAUGCCCAUGAGCCUGAGAGAGCGGACCAGGAGUGCUGCGAGCGGGUGGUCAUCAACAUUUCGGGCUUGCGCUUCGAGACGCAGCUCAAGACCCUGGCGCAGUUCCCUUCCACCUUGCUGGGUGACCCGAGGAAGAGGAUGCGUUUCUUCGACCCGCUGAGGAAUGAGUACUUCUUCGACCGCAACCGCCCCAGCUUUGAUGCCAUCCUCUACUACUACCAAUCAGGCGGCAGGCUGCGGAGGCCUGUCAAUGUGCCAGUGGACGUGUUCAUGGAGGAGAUUCGCUUCUACGAGUUAGGUGAGGAGGUCAUCGACAACUUCAAGGAGGACGAGGGCUUCAUCAAAGAAGAGGAAAGGCCGCUGCCUGAGAACGAGUUCCAGCGACAGGUCUGGCUUCUCUUUGAGUACCCGGAAAGUUCCAGCCCAGCUCGGGCCAUCGCCAUCGUCUCCGUACUGGUCAUCCUCAUCUCUAUUGUCAUCUUCUGUUUGGAGACACUGCCCGAGUUCCGGGAUGAUGGAAGGGCACGUGAGGAAGAGCGGGCAGCCUGGAACGCAACUGGCCGUGCUGACUCGCCUCUGCCACCACCGCCCAACCCCUUCACAGACCCCUUCUUCGUGGUGGAGACAUUGUGCAUUGUGUGGUUCUCCUUUGAGCUGCUAGUGCGCUUCCUGGCAUGCCCUAGUAAGGCGGCCUUCUUCAGAAACAUCAUGAACACCAUCGACAUUGUGGCCAUCAUGCCCUACUUCAUCACACUCGGACUGGAGCUGGCUGAACACCAGGGCAAUGGCGGGCAGCAGGCCAUGUCUCUGGCCAUCCUCAGGGUCAUCCGACUGGUGCGCGUGUUCCGCAUCUUCAAGCUGUCAAGACACUCCAAAGGCCUGCAGAUCCUUGGCAAGACCCUACAAGCCAGCAUGCGGGAACUGGGCCUGCUCAUCUUCUUCCUCUUCAUUGGGGUUAUUCUGUUCUCCAGUGCUGUGUACUUUGCAGAGACUGACGACCCGGCAUCUGGUUUCAGCAGCAUCCCGGAUGCCUUCUGGUGGGCUGUGGUCUCUAUGACCACUGUGGGUUACGGGGACAUGUGCCCAGUGACUAUUGGGGGCAAAAUUGUGGGCUCUCUUUGCGCCAUCGCUGGUGUGUUGACGAUUGCACUACCAGUUCCUGUAAUUGUGUCCAACUUCAACUACUUCUACCACAGGGAGACAGAGCACGAGGAGCAGUUGCAAUACACUCAUGUAACAUGUGGUCAGCAGCAGCAACAGCAACAGUCAUCAUCGUUCGGUGAACUCAGGAAGAGCUCGAGCAGGCCUUCCCUCACCAAGUCUGAGUACGCUGAGUCAGAAGAUGCAGACUCGAUCAAGUACACAAACUGCAGCCCUCACAAGGCGUACACUGGAAAGCUCACAGACGUGUGACUUUGGGGGGGCUAAAGAAAGCAAAAAAAAAGAGAAGAGAGAAAAAAGACAAACAAACAAAGAAAAACUACAGAGUGUGCACUGGUGGCACAACUGACUCUCCAUGAAUUUCUUCAUCCCUCCUGCCUCUCUUUGCGCUCCAGUUUGAGUCCAUUUGGCUGAGCUCUGGUGUCCAAGCGUGUCGCAGCAAAAACAUGGAAUAAGACGCGGAAGUGGAUGAUUGUCUUGCUUUUGGUUUAUGUUUAUUUGUUUUUCUUGUUUUCUACAAACUUGUCUGCCAUAUUGGCGACCAUCGGUAUCAAAGUGCACGAGGAGGUGGGACAUUGGGGGUGAGUGGGGGGUUGUGACUGUCGCCAGCCUCAAAUAGAGACCUAUAUAUCCAUAUAUAUAUAUAUAUAUAUAUAUAUAUAUAUAUAUAUAUAUAUAUAUAUAUAUAGUUGAAUAAACUUAGAAAACAAUACUGUCAAGCAGCCAAGCCCAACCUUGCAGGAAUUAGCACUUUACUUGCGUAAUCUUAGUAAUAUUUAAUUAUUGUUAUUAGCCUCGUUUUUUUUUCUGGGGUUUUUUCAAAGUUUACAUUUGAUUUGCCUAAGGGAGAUGAUAGGACCAAUAUAUCUGACAUAUAUACACAAGUAUUUAUAAUUUCUUUUCUUAUUUUUGUACCUGUGGGCAUUGCAACUGCAAUUGCAAGGCCACUAGAAUAGCCAAGGUGCCCCCUGUUUUUGGUGGUCACUGAUUAGUCAUGGCUGAGAUGGUGAGAGUCUGGAAUAAUGUCAGGGAUGGUGUAAGUCAGUCAUGGCAUCAUAGACUGAUUUUGGGAAAUGCACAACAUUUCACUGUGCCCAUCUUCAUCUUACCAACAUGAUACCAUCAUGAUCAUCAUCAUCAUCAUCAUCAUCAUCAUCAUCACCAUCAUUAUCAUUAUUUUCAACAUAGCUGUCAAACCUGCACUCGUGUGUUUUGGUCAGAAUAAGAAUCAGAAACAGAAGGCAGAAUAUCUGCAUCAGCUUUGUAACCCCAAAUAUAUAGAGAACUGGUUUAUGAUUUUCAUCGUCAAUCUAAUUUAAUCUAAUUGCUUCCAUUUGAGCACCUUUAUUGCCCCAAGGUGAGUCCCACCAGCCUCAUUUAUUUAGGGUAUACUUCAUCACUUCAAUCACAAUCAUUCUCCAGCCUCCAGUGUUGACCCAUUCUUAAUUAUCACUCUGUUCCAGCUAUGCCAAAAUAUGACAGAGAUAUUCUCUAAUGUUCAUUUUGACACAGGGGUUGCUUUGGAUGCUUUGGAUGUUUUCUUGGACAAAAUGCUUAAACUUAGUGAUUACAAACGUGCGCCUUAGACCUGCGGGCUGUUGGGUUACGUUUCUGAACCGAGAGCUCCAUCUAGUGGGCAGAGAUGAGAGGAUUUGGGGGGGCAAAAAUGUGUUUCUAUAGCAACCUACCAGACUGUUCUGGAUUUCUUGACAUCAGGCAGUUUUGUUGCCUUAAAUUAUUGUUGUUUUUCGUUCACGUACAAAACAGCAAAGGUGGGUUUGUCGCUUCUAAUUGUGCUGCUUCAUAAUGCCGACUAACGUAAUGUAGAUACAAAAUGAAAGGAGAUGAGUAGAGCAUAUAUAUAUAUCUAUUUGGCAGCUAGAGAACCCCUACCAACAUUGCAUUGUCUGCAAUGUCAAUGUCUGAUGAAAGGAACUGACAAGAACACUGUCGUCUAGUCUUGGCUCCUUUUGGGAAGUAGCGAAACUAGUGAAAACGUCAUGCUGACUACUCUGGACUACAAUUCAAUAGGUCUUUCUCUCAAUCUGUUUUCUUCAAGGAGACUGGGAAGGGAGGAUGGUGGGGUGGUGGGAUUGUAUAGGUUGGGUUGGAUUGGGGGUCGGUUGAUUGGUUGGUUUGUACAGAAAGCAAACGAAAAAAAAAAAUGAUGGCACCACUUAUGACAUGUGAUGACACCAUUUCCUUGCUUGAUCUUGGGGGAAAUCAUCUACUGCAUACAGAGAUCUACUCUGCUACUGGUUUAAAACAACAAAAAAGGGAUUUGGCAACGUUGGAAUUGGUAUUUCCAAAGCAGGAGCAGGACAAUGGUGAGGAGAACUGGCACUAGACUGUGGCACGAGGAGCUCAGACUGGGAGGGAGUCCUAUUGGCUGGACUGGCUGGAUUAGGAGGAGCUGCAUGCAGCCAAUCAGUGGAUGUCAAUAGGCAAGAUGGGAGUACGGAAAUAUGUGCAAUUUUCUUCUGGUUACGGCUCUGCAAAAACUGCUUCAGCAACUGCACCCACUCUCUGCUCUCCAACAGGAGAUGGUGGAGGAGGUUUCUGCAAUAUAAAGCAAGGAGCAUGGAGAUGAUCUUUCCCAGAGGUUUCCAGAUCAACACAGUGAAGAAAAAACCAACACGGCAGCCACCUCAACCCCUCCACCGACUCUGACGCCAACCUCAACCAGGCCACGGUCUCGCGCUUCAAAACGACACUGUAAUACUGUAAUAAUGUGAAUGCAGGCACGCUGGUGUUCAGAAGAUCCAUAAGCAAGACCAAAAGCCUGCAGAAAAAGCUCUUUCAGAAAUGGACAGCACCUCCCCGGAUCUUGGUACAGGGGGGCUUUUCGUGCUGAAGUGGAGUCUAUGAUGGACAAUGAGGUCUUUGAGGACGACCUGUGGCUUACAGACAUGCUGAACUGAGGUAGAGGAGAAUUUACUUGAAUCACAGAUCAUCUACGUAUAUGCUUUAUGAGACACUGAACGUGUUUUCUUGAUGUCUUUUAGGAAACAACAUGCUGUAAUAACGGGAGUGAGUGUGGGUGGGUGGGUGUGUCUUUGGGUGUGGCUGUCUGCCUAGGUGUGUGUGUGUGUAUGUAUGUACUGUAAGUGUGUGCAUGUAUGUUCUCACAGGUACACAUCAAGAACGUAUAGUCCCAUAUGAACAUUGCAUAUCAUGUGCUAAACCAAAUCAUACUGCAUGCUUGGAAAUUCAGAGCAUGCACUCAGAAAAAAAAGUAUACUAUUAUAGUAAUAAAAAAGGCAUUUUCAUUUUCUCUCUUUGUUAAGCAACUCGCACUUGUCAAUAUCUAAAAAAAAUAGUUGCAUCCAGAAGAAGAAGUUUUGGAUUGGUCAUAUUUAUUAUUAAGCUUCACAUACAGAAGAGGUAGUGUGUAAAGCAUCUGUAAUGCUGCAACGUCCUAGAUCUCUCAGCAUAGAGUUGUAGAGGUUCCUAAUGGUGUCCUGCGAUAAUCCAUCGCAUGCAGCUUAAAAUUUACACACAGUUCCUGCUAAUUUUAAAGGUAGAGAUGGAGUGUUGAUACUGCAACCAAUAGCAUUCCAUACAUUUACCGUACAAUCCGGGGAUAGGUCUGGCGAUGCUUCUGACCAUAGAAUAGUAUCUGUGUCUUCAAGUCAAGCUCUUGAGAAGUUGUCCUAUUAGAAUAUCACUCCAGGAUGUGAACCACCAUAUUGACAUUAUGUUGGGCUGUCAAAAUGCCUGUAAUGAAGACCAUUAUUGGCAUUGUGCAAAAUUUCCCCCAACACCAUGACACCAGGGGUCCUACCGAAUAUCUAGCUCAAGGCACAUCGCGAUGCUCUUUGCUACCUUACACCUCAUCAACAGUCAAUUUUAACACCUUUUGCCUGCAUUGCAAAAUGUAUUAUAGAGCGCAAACCCGAAUUUUAACUCAACAAUAAACAGAUAAAAUAAUAAAAUAACAUUCCUGGUGUAACAGUGUGAACACACAGGUCAGAAUCCUCUACUGAGACGCACAAAAGGCCGCACUGUUAAGAUACAUAACGCGCCAAAGUCAGAGCUCACCUGGUUCUUAAAGAAAAAUGGGAAGUGGCACACUGAUAGGUUUAUUUCUCGCCACGCCCAAAACCCACCCAUGAUUAAUUCAGAGAAUUGGUAGAUGCCUUUUGCGUGUUUUGAGACAUGGUAUAUAUUUGGUGCCCACACGAUACCAAAGACACACCGACACGCUCUAUAUUCCAGCUGUGCGAUUGACUGGCAAUUGACCGGUGCACUACAAAUAGCUAAAAUAGGGCCCCAGGUCUUCCUACAAGACAAAAGCGGUACGACUACCCACCAAGAAUUUCUUCUGGAUGCAACUGUUUUCUUUUUUUGACGAUGAGUGUAUUAAAACAUCUAAACAUCAGAAGCAUCAGAAAACGUGGGAACAACAAGCGCGUAGAUAAAACAGUCUGGCUAACAUGGUUAAAUCUAUAUUUUUUUAAGGUAUCAUAUGUUUUAUAUGAAAAUGCUGACAGGUUAUUUUUUAAGCAUUCUUUUUACUAAAUGAGUUUCUUCUUUCUCAUGACUUGUUUUGCCUUGUUGGAACAGCGAGAGAAAGAACAGAUGAACUGCAGACUAACUGUAAAUAUUAUUUGCAGAAACAGCCUCACACUCUCUUUUCCCCCUCAGACUAAGGCUGUGUUCAGACUGCAAACUCAAAUCUAAUUUGUGGAAUUUCUAGACUGUAUCCAGAUUGAGUUUUGAUAGUCUGGAUGGCCUGAAACUACAUGAAAUUAGAUGCUUGCUAGUUAGAACCAAACCACAUGGCUUUGUUCUGUUCAGACUGCCAACUCAACAAUUCAGAUUGGUUUACCUAGAUUGUAUCCAGAUUGAGUUUUCAUAGUCUAAACAGCAAAAAAACACAUAAAACAAUUGAGUUUUUAUAGUCUAAACAGCAAAAAAACACAUAAAACAAUACAAUCUUUACAAAUCAGAUUCAAGCCACAUUUGGAGGGGGUUUGAAAUGCGAUUAUAGUCAGGUUUUUAGAGACACAUUUCAGACUAGAUGCUCAAAUCGGAUUUUAAUUUGAUGAGCUUUUUUUCUUCAAUCACAAAUGGAACGAAUGCACCAAAAAACAUCAAUCUAAUCAAAUCCAGAGCGACAGAACAGUGCGAAGCAUCACGGUAGUGGUAUUAGUUACUGACACCAACCUCAAUCUCACUGCGAAAGCAAAGAAGCAAAAAUCCACUCUGAUCACUUUUAAAUAGUGAACAUUGUCCACAAUCAUUUCAAUAGAUAUGAGAUUAGAAACAAAACAGAUUUGCAGUUUGCAGUCUGAACGCAGCCAUAGUGUCAGUGCGAAGUGAAAGCUGCAGGGUUUCAGAAUUCACCUUUCUUUCUUUCUUCUUUGUUUUUCUAAUUGUGAUUGUUCAUAUGGUUUAAAAUAACAUUUGAUCAGAUCAGAAUGCUGUAUCGCCUGUCAUGUUAAAAAAAAAAGCAUCUACCUCAAUGUCAUGU